Ascoidea rubescens DSM 1968 is the source of this 2190-nucleotide messenger RNA. RefSeq names its product L domain-like protein. The transcript has a single exon. NCBI's taxonomy places the organism in Eukaryota, Fungi, Ascomycota, Saccharomycetes, Ascoideales, Ascoideaceae. Bases 100 to 1926 code for a protein of 608 amino acids. The record is from RefSeq and is a predicted model, not a curated record. Gene Ontology annotation, molecular function: protein binding.
AAAAAAUUAUUUUCGAUUGAAGAAUUUAGAAAAAAGAUUAUUUUUUUUUUUCAAGAUUGCAAAGACUUUUCAUUAUUUUUAACGUCAAUAUCUUUCAAAAUGAAAAAACCGGAUCUUCUGCCGCUUGUUAUUUACGAUUUUUUAUACCAAUGGCUUUUAACAAAGAUCGAUUUAUCUAAUAACUACUUAUUUUCGAUUCCAGAUCUUGGUAUUAAGCUAGUGCUAAAACACCUUGACUUGAGUAAUAAUAACAUUUCAGAACUUGAUAAUUAUUCCCUUUUAUAUAAUUUGAAGAUUUUAAAUAUAUCAAACAACAAAAUUAAUAAAAUUAAUAAAAUUCAAUCUAUAUUUUAUGAAACUCUAGAAACACUCGAUAUAAGUGGAAAUCAAUUACUGAAAAUAGAAGGAUUAGAAACCCUUGCUAACCUUAAAGUUUUAAAUUUAUCCAACAACAAAAUUUCAAAAUUGGAAAAUCUAGAAUUAUUGAAGAGUCUUGAAGUAUUUAAUUGUUCUAAUAAUUUAAUUCAAAGUUUGGAUAACAUAUCAGGACUUUGCAAUAUUGAAGAAUUAGACUUAUCAUCUAAUAAACUUGAAUUUCGAAAUUUUAUUGAUGAGCUUUUAACGUUGAAAAAAUUAAAAAGAAUUAAUAUUUGUGAUAAUGGAUUUCCCGAAGCUGAUCGAUUGAGCAAAUUGAUUCUUUUGAUUGGUAAAGUUGGUUUGAAUAAACGUGGUUUUAGAAUAGGGGAUGAGUAUGUAUUACAAAAUGAAAUUUUAAAAAUUCUCCAGAGUGAAAGAAUUAGGUUAUUUAAUAUUCUUCACAACAAUGUUGAAUAUAAAUCAAUAGAAUUAAAAGAAAAAACUGAAUGCGAUUGGUGUGAAUUUUGGAAAGUUAAUGCUAAUAUUAAAAAUAAGCAUGAAGAAGGAGAACUAAUUUUAAAAAACAAAAUAUUUAAUUUGAUUAAAUUACAGGUUUUUUUUGUUGAUUCUUGGGUAUCAUUAUUGGCUGUAGGAAAAGAUUUUCUUAAGCAAGAUCUGGACAUUGUAAGUCCUUAUUCGCAGGAUGAUUUUUAUAAUCAAUUUUUUCUACCAUUUAGGAUUUUAGCCAAAGAAUAUGAAACUCAUUUGGUAAUACCCUUAAUUGAAUUAUUGGUAGUUCAAGCAGAAAACAUUGGUGAUAACUGGGUCGAAGUAUUUCAAAAGUCUGUCGGUAAAGUCAAAGAGGCUUUGCUAAAUUUUUAUAAAAUUUUCUGCAAACCGGCCCAAUUUCUUGAAUUGAUGAAUAAAAUAAAUCAACAUAAUAAAUCAAAUCAGCUUCAAAAAUAUAAUGAUUGGAAAGAAAAAUUAGAAGGAAAAAAAAUAAUGAGUAAAUCAAUGUUUUCAUAUAUUACUACUCAGCAUUUUAAUUUAAUUAGUGAAAGUAUUAUUAAGAUUAAAAUAAUAGGAGAUGAAUUAAGAAGACAAAAAACCAACUCUCUAUUAAAAGAAAAAUGCCAACACGUUAUUCUGGAAAUGAAGGAUGUUGGGUUUGAAAUAAAUAAAGCUUAUUUAUUGAAUGAAGUAAAACAAUUCCAGUCGCUAUUAAAUUAUAAGUUUAUCAAAAAAUCCCUGAAAACAAGUCAAUUGAAAAUAUUUUUUGCAAAAAAAUCCCAAUCAUCUAAACACUCCAAAAUACUAUUUUUGCUAUUAAUUAAUAGUUGCUUGAGUGUGGUAUCACUUCUGCUUGAAAAAUACAGUUUUGAAUUUGAGUUUCAGCCUGUUGAUAUCAAAAACUUGACUUUUAAAGUUGACCAAAAAGUAGAUAGUGAUCAAAGUAAAAUCAAAAUUGUGAACUUGAAAACCCAAGAAAAGUAUCAAUUGUUUGUUUACGGCUACGAUUAUUUUAUAAAGAUCGUUACAGAAAGACUUAAGGAGCAUCAGCAAGAGUAGAUUUAAAAGAUAGCAAAUGCUGAACGACCAAGCUGCGAACCUAUGGAUAGCAUGUUUGAUCAUUCCAUUAUCGAAAUCUCAAUUUAUGCAGCUGUUUGUGCACCAUCUUCCACUGAGGUUUCAGGAAACAGAGCCAAAAAACUGUUCUAGAUCAUCAAAGACGUUCAUUGUAUGGGGCCUACCCAUGAGGGUGGGAACAACAGCGUCUCUGCAGAUCCAGACGGAGACACAGCCCCGUGCUUUCCGGGAAUUGUUUACCAUGGC